Mercenaria mercenaria is the source of this 2236-nucleotide messenger RNA. RefSeq lists its product as uncharacterized. The transcript has 4 exons. NCBI's taxonomy places the organism in Eukaryota, Metazoa, Mollusca, Bivalvia, Venerida, Veneridae. The coding region runs from base 488 to 1381 and encodes 297 amino acids. The record is from RefSeq and is a predicted model, not a curated record.
UCGCUUUUGCACAAUUACCGUUUCCUGAACUGUCCGCGAACGAAUAAUGGUUCGUUUCUUGAAAGUGCGGAAAUUUAUCGGAAGCUCCACUGUAUAUUGUUACGCGUUGCGAACUGCGGAUAUAUAUUGUUGUGAUAAUGUAAAGGUGCACAUUUUUAUUUGUCAUGUCCUUGUCGCCUAAGACAACAUUCUUUCAAUACAAAACGAAGUAAACCGACGUAGCAUUACGCUGUAUUGUGGGAAUAUGUUGAAUUGAUAAUACAUUUCUAAAAUAAAAAGAACAACAAAGUUCUAAUAGUUAGGUAACGUACAUUAUUAGUGUCAACUAUAUCGUCAACACGGAGUUAUAUUUGUUAUUGUAAUAUGUAUGAAAUGAAACAGUUGUUUGUCGGGUUGGAAACAUAAUAAGCUGACAGUGUCAAUAAUUGAACAGGCAGUACUUAUGUUAAGGUACAUGCACAGGUGAAACAUUAUUAUAACAAGAAAAAUGGGAUUUACCAAAACACGCGUGACUGGUUUACUUUUAGUAACGGUGGUGAUGUUUUUAUGGGUCCGACUAUCUUAUGACAGUGAUACAAAUAAGGAGCGUAUAAAUAGUAAUUUGAUGAGUAAUGUAAGCAAAGAAAAGCAGCCACUUAAAUACAAGGCAGAGGAAAUGUAUACCAACAUAGCAAAUCUAAUUCAACAGAGAAAUAAUAUGUCACGUGCGUUGAAUCUGAAACAACAAAAAAUAGGUCAGAUGGAAUGUGAGGAGGCAACACAGAAAAAUGUGAAGCAAAAGGUAUCUUCUACAGGUGGAUGGUGUGCUCAAAUUAGUGUAGAAAACUCGGGGGAACAUAAUACUGAUAGAAAAUUAGUUCCAGUAUUGGCAAAUUUUCUCAAAUAUAAAUACGUAGCGUCGUUCGGAGAUGGACCUGGACGUUAUAAACAACUUAUGCUGGAUACCGGCCUCCUCAAAGGAUACGAUGCAUAUGAUGGUGCUCCAUUCAGCGAGAAAACCAGCAAGGGGCGUGUCAAGUAUCUUGACUUGACACUCCCACAAUACGGGCUGCCUUUACAUGAUUGGAUAAUGAGCUUAGAAGUGGCUGAGCAUAUACCACAAGACUUCGAGAGCAUUUAUUUGGACAAUAUAGUACGUCAUGCAAAAGAAGGUGUAAUUCUCAGCUGGGCAAAACCAGAACAAGGAGGAUUUUCACAUGUAAAUACAAGACCAUUUGAAUACGUUAAGGCUGCCUUUGAAAAGCUUGGAUUUGAACACGAUGCUGAGAACUCUGAUAAACUAAAAAACGGAGCUUCUUUGAAAUGGCUACAGUGGAAUACCAACGUUUACAGAAGAAAGGACAAGAGCAACAUGGAGCAUAUCAAAACUCUUUUAACUUGAAUAAAAACAUGGUGAUUCACAGCAGUAUUUAGUGUGUUUAGUGUUGUUUAAGGAUUCCCUUCCUUCAGAAAAAAGAAAAAUUUAAAGGUAGUUCUGCACGUUUGAUAAACUGGAAGUGAUGGCGUAACGUCAUUUAUCCAGAAAACGUUGAAUAAAACCUGGAUUCGGAAAAGGAAAUUAUUUUAUGAAUUAAUGGCAGUCUGUUAGAAAAUUUAUCACUGUGGCACUGCUAUUAUUUUUCUAAAGCUUAAAUAUAGAUUUUAAAAAUUUGAAACAUGAAAUAAUUCAAAAUUAUGUCUUAAAUGGCGCGCAAUGUGCGGUUCACUUUAAUCAUGGUCAAAUAUGCUGAAAAUGAGCACAUGGACCUAUUCAUGCUAUUUCACUACAUUAUAGGCCAAAUGUUGAUUUAAAAUAGAAGUGUCAUCAAAAUCUACAUUGUAGAAAUUUUCCUAUUCGCAAAAAUAUUAUGAAAAUUAUGAUUUUCCCACAGACUCUCAUUAAGAAAAAAUGCAUGAGGUCCAUUUUUUUUCAAAUCUGUCUAGCAAAAAAAAAAGCAAACUUACGACCCUAUCUUUUUUAGUUGCUGAAUUUUCUAAGUACAUUCUGAAGUUUUGGAAAGUGUAAUCAAAUUCUACAUUGUAGAAUAAAGUUCGAUCCGAACGUCCAGAAACACCUUAACAGCAGUCAUUAAUAUUAAUGAUCCUGUGGUGGCCGGAAAAAUGUCACCCAUACUUCGUCCUAUGGCAGUUCUAAACGUUCGGGUCAAUAUGUUUUCUUCAAAGUAAAUCUUAUCUAAAUGAUAAUUCAGUACCAGUUAGUGGUGCAAUUCCUUAAAUAAAGCAGCAUCGAAAGUAA